ACUGUCAUCCCUCCCUCGGGGUUAUAUGUGGACGCUUGCGCUGAUUUCUCCUGCUCCACACAGCAGAUCUGUGCGCUCGGAGGUGUCGUUCAGGAGCUCCGGCUCUCUCUUCUACCGGACCGGACACCCGUAACCAUGGUAGACACCUACUAAAGCCAUCACGGAGAGAUACGCGUUUGUACCGACUAUGGCUGUAGACGCUGCGUCCAGCUUCAGCUUCUGUCGGGCUGCGCUGGAGCACACAGUCUCAGCAGAGGAGCUCAACUAUCAGCUGCCACGCAAGCCCGGGGGCAACCUGACCUGGCAUGAAGGACGCGGCCAGAGGGUGACGAGGAGGACCGUCAAACUGCUGCAGCAGCCCGGCACAGAAGGAAUACAGAUCCAGCCAGGAGAGGCCUUCACUGUGUACCACACUAGCCCAACACUGUCCAGCUUAUGUAAGCCAGUGGUGCUUUGGACCCAGCAGGACGUGUGUAAGUGGCUGAAGAAACACUGUCCACACAAUUACCUGACCUACGUGGAGGCCUUCUCUCACCACGCCAUCACAGGUCGUGCCCUGUUGCGGUUGAACGGAGAGAAGCUGGAGAGGAUGGGUAUAAUCCAAGAGACACUGAGACAGGAAGUCCUGCAGCAGGUCCUACAGCUACAGGUCAGAGAGGAAGUGCGUAACCUACAGCUGCUCAGCAGAGCUUCCUUCGGCAACAUUUCAUAGCUCGUCUAUCCUUUUGGCAGCUCUCUCGACGUCCCGGCAGAUACGGGAGGACUUGUUCCAAACGGCUACAGACAGAAAGAGAGAGCGAAUCUGCCUGACGGUGGAGCUGUGGACUGUUAACUCAACACCAAUUUAACAGACAAGAACGUCUUUUUAUGCAGAUCUGAAUGGGACUCAAAAGGACAAAGUCGGACUCUAAAACUGUAAUAUAGUGAUAAGAUUCAAGUCUCACCUCAUCUCUACAAAACCUAGAGCACCAACCAGAGCUCUGUCAGACAACAGUGAGCAUACGAAUUGGAUCAAGACGUUGACUUUCAAGAAGUUGACUCCCAAUUCAAAGAUGAACAUUGAUCUCAGAUCAUGUUAAGGAGCGCUUCAUCUCAUCUAGUGUUGGGAUGUCUGACAGACCUGCUUUUUUUAACCCAGCAUCACUCGCUCGGACGUAGAUGCAAUGCUGAAGAAAUCCUGUUUCUACAAGUGUGGGAACAGACAAUUCCUUCUCCUACCUCUCACGAUAGAUUGUAUCAUUUCAUUUGCAGAGAAUUAGAUAUAGAUUAAGGCAUGAAGUUUGAUUAUCCAUUAUCUUCCCAUUCAAGCUAAAGGGAUGUUCACACUGACAAAAACAAUGACUACAUGAUCUGAAACUGGAUAUUAUGGACAAUUUGUUUAAAAAUUAACAUUGAGUGUUAAUAACAUCAGAUGUACACACCUAAAAACCAACCAUCGUUUUGCUUUUCUUCUCAGGACGUUCAAGAGCUUCGUACAUUGUUCCUGCUGUUACCGUCAUAACUUAUAUUCUCGAUUUCAGUGUGCUUUUUAAAAUCUUGCACACAAUGUGGCAGGUUUUCUCCUAAUAUACGAAGAAUAUAUCAGAGUAUGAAUAUACCUUUACUCUAGGAGUUAGAGUACAUGUCUAGAUCACUCGUAGAAGUCCCAGUUGUCCAAGCAAUAAUGUAAAGAGGUGCCACAUGUCUGCAUGGCUAGACCUGUUAGAGACGGUCUACAGCAUACUCUACGCAAGCAAAUGCUUCUAGGUUCUACAUCAAUUUGGUGUUGCGUUGCAAGAUGUCGCAAUUUAUAACACACUUCAAGUACAGUCAGUUUUCUCUUUCAGGUCAAAUAUUGUGAUGGCGGAGCUGGAGGCUGAGAGAACACCAAAUAGUUGUUUGUUUUCAUUGGAUCAGUGCUGUGUUUAACCAUGUUGGUGUUUGUUUGGUCAGUGUGGACAUGGCAGUUGUGUUUCCCAACAUAAUAAAUCCAAAAGCUAACUUGAAAUGUUUGAAAUGUUGCUGGCUGUGUGAACUAGGCUUUUGAAUAAUGAGGUUUGUUAUCUCCAAGAAUGCAAGAAGGCAUGUUAAGUAUGUACUGUAGAGAGACAGUUUGUUUCCUCUAGUGUGAUAAAGGAGCUUUUGCGGAGAGAAUAUAAUUCUUUCCAUAUUGUGAUUUUGUCUUUAUUAGUGCUGAUGAAUCCUGAACGCUUCAACACUCAACUACACUGUGAUGCAGUGGCAUGUUUAAGGAAAGCUUGAAUGUUAGUCUGAGUUACUGUAAAAUCUAAUUUUUACAAAGCAGCUGGAGUCUCAGUGUGACACCAGUCAUCGUUCAAGGGUUUUACACAAUGUACUCAAAGCUGACGGAAAUCUGGCCCCGUGACACAAACCAAUUCAGUCCAUCCAGGUUGUAAGUGUUUAUAUGAAACUGACAGGCCGGAAUUCUCUCUGAAAUUCAUGUGAUGUAAUGAUAGAUGGGUUUCCAGGGCGUUCCGCUGAUUCUUGCAUUCUGACACACACUAGCAUUUUUUCUCUCCAGACGUGCAAUGGGUUUUUUCUUUAAAAUCUUAUGCAAAAAAUGUGAGGGAAAUGAACAUUGGUUAUGUAAUGACUUGCUUCCAACAUGAUUAUACAAGACAUGGUGUGGCAAAGACAGCUGUGUGCGUGUGUUU
Messenger RNA from Sinocyclocheilus rhinocerous, 2654 nucleotides. RefSeq names its product sterile alpha motif domain-containing protein 10-like. Gene Ontology annotation, molecular function: protein binding. Gene Ontology annotation, biological process: cell surface receptor protein tyrosine kinase signaling pathway. The transcript is spliced from 5 exons. The coding region runs from base 188 to 712 and encodes 174 amino acids. Gene Ontology annotation, cellular component: cytoplasmic side of plasma membrane. The record is from RefSeq and is a predicted model, not a curated record. Lineage: Eukaryota; Metazoa; Chordata; Actinopteri; Cypriniformes; Cyprinidae.